CAUUCUUGAAGCUGCUUUCAGAAGCAUUGCAAUGUCUAGCAGCAACAGCGCCAGCACAGUAGCAGGUCCAUCAUCGUCCAAGCGGAAGGCAGACGGCAAUGUCAAUGGCACCGCUGUAGCGUCAACAUCCUCAUCGUCAGCGAAAAAGGUCAAACCCAGCGCAACAGAUGAAGACGACGAGUGGGCCCUCUUUCAAAAAGAGGUCCUCUCAGCCGCCGAUGCAGACAAGGGAGGGUCAUUGAGCGAGGAAGUACCCUCAAGACCUGUAGCGUCAGCCGCCAAAAGCGGCCCGUCGACAGCAAAUCCACCCUCUCCGACAUACGCCAUCGCGACAAUUGAGGUAGCCCCGCAGCUCCGCAAUGGCGACCAAGGCGGGCAAGGCAAAGAGGGUGCAGUCAGCGACGCCCAAGAAGAGGAGACAGAAGAGCAGAAGAGGCGCAGGAAGCUGCGCGAGGAGAAAGAGGAGAUCUACUCGCGCAUCGAAGAAGAGCAGCGAUUGCAGGAUGAGGCGCAGGACAGGCUAGCCAUGCUUAAAGCUCGCAGAGAGAGGAUACGAGCGAUGAGGGAGGCAAAGUCCAAUCGACCGGCGAGCGACGCUAGCAAGGCUGAUGGAACAGGGAAGUGACCUUUUCUGACGCAGCAGGAAUUUGCCAGGCUUGCGAUGGCGCUCUUCCAUGGCGACAGUCUGCCUCACCGAAAAUAGGUGGCCCCUGCACGCUCGAGGCAGAGCCCUUGAGGUCGGUCCAAUCAUUGCUGCCCGCCACCCCUUGCCAUCCUCCCUAUCGCAUCCGUUACCUACCAUCGUCUGAAG
Molecule: messenger RNA, 811 nt
Organism: Jaminaea rosea
Lineage: Eukaryota; Fungi; Basidiomycota; Exobasidiomycetes; Microstromatales
Exons: 3
Coding region: 32-625 (197 amino acids)
Source: RefSeq, a predicted model, not a curated record